AUGAUCAAUUUCCCACAGUUUUUCACCCUUCCUUCCGGAGAUAAAAUUCCAGUUAUCGGAUUUGGUUCAGGCACUAAAUGGCAGCUUAAAAAGAAGAGUGAAAAUGGCGGUGCGGAGAAUUCUAAAGAUGUUAUUGAUCAGGAUCUUGUCAAUAUGCUCAAACUGGCAGUGAAGCAUGGAUUUGUUCAUUUAGAUACAGCUGAAUGCUAUACUACCAGGCGUGAUGUUGGUGAAGCGUUAAAGCAAAUAAAUCUUCCCAGAGAUGAGCUAUGGAUUACAGACAAAUAUCACUGUACUGGAAAAGACGGUAUGGGAAAUUCGAGAGGUCCAUAUGGCUCAUUAAAGGAAGGUUUAAAACUUAUGGGAAUCGAUUAUGUUGAUCUUUUUCUUGUUCAUACAUGUUAUUUUAACGAGGCCUAUCCCAUAGAGAAGAUCUGGCCGGAAAUGGAAAGAUUGAAGGAUGAGGGGCUUGCACAUCAUAUAGGUGUGUCUAAUUUUGAUGUUACAACAUUGAGAAAGGUGCUAAAGCUGGCCAGGCACAAGCCAGAGGUUUGUCAGAUUGAAUUUCAUCCUUACCUACAAAACCAGUCAACUGGGAUUAUUAAUUUCUUGAAGAGCAACAAUAUUUUGGUGGAGGCUUAUGCGCCACUUGCUCCGCUAUCCAGAGCAAAGGAUGGCCCUUUAAAUGAAGUGCUUGAAAAGCUUUCCGAAAAGUAUGGAAGAUCAACAACACAGAUAUUGCUUAAAUGGGUUCACCAACAAGGAAUUGUCACGCUGACAACCACAUCUAAGGAGAGUCGUAUGGAUGAUAUCCUCGAUGUUUUUGACUUUACCCUAAGUCCGGAGGAUGCGAAACUUAUUUCAGAUACAGGUAAUUCGUAUUUCUUCAGGGCCUUCAAUAUUCCGCCCCUUCCAACUUAUGACGAAGAAUUGAAGAAGGAAAGAAACUUGUGUUGA
Messenger RNA from Brettanomyces bruxellensis, 957 nucleotides. RefSeq lists its product as uncharacterized. The record is from RefSeq and is a predicted model, not a curated record. Lineage: Eukaryota; Fungi; Ascomycota; Pichiomycetes; Pichiales; Pichiaceae. Bases 1 to 957 code for a protein of 318 amino acids. The transcript has a single exon. Gene Ontology annotation, molecular function: oxidoreductase activity, acting on NAD(P)H as acceptor.